Argentina anserina (silverweed cinquefoil) is the source of this 2071-nucleotide messenger RNA. RefSeq names its product protein decapping 5. Gene Ontology annotation, molecular function: mRNA binding. The coding region runs from base 78 to 1883 and encodes 601 amino acids. The transcript is spliced from 8 exons. The record is from RefSeq and is a predicted model, not a curated record. Gene Ontology annotation, cellular component: P-body. Gene Ontology annotation, biological process: cytoplasmic stress granule assembly; P-body assembly. NCBI's taxonomy places the organism in Eukaryota, Viridiplantae, Streptophyta, Magnoliopsida, Rosales, Rosaceae.
CAUCUUCUCCACAAAAACGAACCCGAUAAUCUCAAAGUGGUCUCAGACCCCCAAAACCAAAACCCUACUGCGCUCUCAUGGCCAUGGCUUCCGACACCGCUGCCAGAUCGAGCUCGGCGGCCGAUUCCUACAUAGGCAGCUUGAUUAGUCUGACUUCCAAGAGUGAGAUCAGAUACGAAGGCGUACUCUACAACAUCAACACCGAAGAGUCCAGUAUUGGACUCCGCAACGUGCGGUCUUUUGGAACCGAAGGAAGGAAAAAGGAUGGGCCGCAAAUCCCGCCGGGGGAUAAAGUUUACGAGUAUAUACUCUUCCGAGGCAGUGACAUCAAGGAUUUACAGGUUAAGUCUUCUCCAGCAGUUCAGCCUACACCACCUAUAAACAAUGACCCAGCUAUUAUUCAGUCUCACUAUUCCCGCCCGGCUCUGUCAACUACGAGCUUGCCUUCUCCUGCUACUGGGCCUUUGCCAGAUAUUAAUUCCCAUAGUGCACAGAUGGGACUACCUGGAUCAAAUUUCCAAGGCAAUUUACCUUUAUAUCAACCUGGAGGGAAUUUAGGGUCAUGGGGGAUUCCACCUCCUCCUCCAACUGCAAAUGGCAGUCCGCUUAUGCCCAUGUACUGGCAAGGAUAUUAUGGCCCUCCAAAUGGCCUCCCUCAAUUACACCAGCAAUCUUUGCUUCGUCCACCACCUGGGCUAUCAAUGCCUCCUCCAAUGCAGUAUCCCAAUUUUAGUGCCUCCUUGCCCUCUGGAGCUCCUAACUUUUCUGAAGGUCCAUCGCCCUUACUUUCAGCUGCUAGUGGUAGUUCUCCUAGUUCGACAUCUGCGCCUUUAGCACCACCAAUUGGCCCAAUUUUGCCAACCAGUCUGCCUUCAGCACCUUCCACCAUAUUAACUUCUGAAAUAUCAAACAAGGCACCAAGUGGUUCCCCUCCUGUAGCCACUAUUAGUGCAAGCUUGCCACUACUUUCUUCUAUGAGCAGUUCAAGCUCAGAUAUAAGUACUGUUGCACCACCUAUCUCUAACAAGCCUUCUGCAGUUUCUGGUUCAACCUUGCCCUAUCAAAGUGUAUCUCAAACUACUACUCCGGCAGUUGGGCCAACUAAUUCUGUACGCACGGAAACAGUGGUACCUUCUUUGGUAACCCCAGGGCAGCUGUUGCAGUCUGGUUCUACUACAGGCCCCUCAGCUCCAUCAUUGCAAGCAGCUCAUAAGGAUGUUGAGGUUGUUCAAGUUUCAUCAUCAACCUCAGCAGAGCAGCCCGUUUCAGUAUCAGCAGAACCUCAGCCACCAAUAUUGCCAUUACCACCACCUGCACGGGCAGUUCAAAAGCCAAAUGGACCUCCAUACCAAGCUCGCCAGGGAUAUACUUAUAGGGGACGUGAGCGAGGCAGAGGAACUGGGUUUGGUGUGCAGAGUUCCCGGCCCGUGACAAAAUUCACUGAAGAAUUUGACUUCACGGCAAUGAAUGAGAAAUUCAAUAAGGAUGAGGUUUGGGGCCAUCUUGGUAAGACAAGCAAACCUUCCAAGGAUAGAGAGGAUGGAAAUGACAGUGAAGAAGAAUAUAUCGAAGAUGAGGAUGAUGUGGAGUUGCCAAAGUUUGAUGCCAAGCCCGUCUACAAUAAGGAUGAUUUUUUUGACACCAUCUCCUCCAAUUCUUUCAAUAAUGAACAGAAUGGAAGGACUCGGUACUCUGAGCAAGUAAAGAUAGAUACAGAGACUUUUGGAACUUUCUCAAGAUAUCGGGGCGGUCGAGGUGGCCGUGGUCCUGGACGUGGUGGCCGUGGCCGUGGGGGCUACUAUGGUAGGGAUUAUGGAAGGGGGGGAUAUGGCUAUGUAGGAAGGGGUCGUGGCCGAGGGAUGUCUAGUCAAGGUCCACAGUAGGCACUUGGUCUUAUGAAAGUAGUUUACGUUGGGUAUAAACUUUCCCAUCAGUCCAGCAGACCAAUAUGCUGAUUUAGCAGGGCAUGCUAAUGUCGUUUUACUCUUUUAUGAGGUUUAUCUGUGCUUGUCCAGAAAAUAAACACCAGUACUUUUUUCCUUUUAUUAAAUUGUAACCCUGUUUCCCCUGA